Molecule: messenger RNA, 962 nt
Organism: Tuber aestivum (summer truffle)
Lineage: Eukaryota; Fungi; Ascomycota; Pezizomycetes; Pezizales; Tuberaceae
Source: the annotation of a GenBank genome assembly
CGCGAGGUGAUGGAGAGAAGGAGCGAUAGAAUCAAAGAAUGUUACUACUGGCUCUGAUUUUGUCGGUGAGAAUUUUCUCCUCAACGAGGCCAUAACCGAUGUGUUGGACAGCGGAAGCGCACAGGUUACUGGACAGGCGAUUGCCGAUUUCGUUUACGAAGUUGGAGAUAAUUGCGAGGCUUUCGUUGAGAGACCUGUGACUGUCUACGCGCUCAUGGAUUCUGCUAUUGUCGUUAGGCGGAACGCUAUCAUCAAAGCAACCUUCCCAAAGUCGAUGGACUAGGAUCUUCUCAAGCUGGCUCACCUCUUGAAUAGCUUCCGUAUGGUUCCUGGCGUGGAGCCUUCAAAGAAGCAUGAUGUAGUUGAAACCAAAGUCCAAAUUAUCGCUUUUCCCAAACAGACCUCCGGGAAGAUGGAGGUCUGCGGAGCUAUCCUGAGGGAUGGGCGGCCAACUACUGAGGCUAUUCCACAAUCCCAAUAUAGGGGCACCUACACCGACCAUGGAAACAUCCUAACGAAAGAUCGAGAGGCCAAUCCGAGUGCAUAUGGCUUCGAGCAGAGAUGUUUCUCUCUUUCGCUCAAAGGAGUGGUUCCACCUCCAUGAUCCUGAUACCGAACUUUUAGAGAAAACACUCACGUUUCGCUUGUUAAACUUCAUCCGAUUCGGGGACGAUAAAAUCUUCGGCUACGUCGAAACUCUCGGACAAGUGUUGGUUGAGUUACCCACAAACGUGGUUACACAGGUUGCAUCUGUCCAGUACUGUACAUUCCAAGUCAGAGUCACGGAAAUCCGCUAUCAUAAUUGACUAUCUCCAACUCCAAGGCACCAGUAUCCGGUAGCCUUCAACUUCGACAAUGCUUUUUCUCUCAACGCGAAAACUGAAGUUCUCAUCAAAGCCCCGGCAAGCAACAGAAGAUAUGCCCGUGUACCAGCCGACUACAAUCCAAUUCACGUUUCGCGG